Molecule: messenger RNA, 744 nt
Organism: Brachypodium distachyon (stiff brome)
Lineage: Eukaryota; Viridiplantae; Streptophyta; Magnoliopsida; Poales; Poaceae
Product: F-box/LRR-repeat protein At2g43260
Exons: 2
Coding region: 1-744 (247 amino acids)
Molecular function (GO): protein binding
Source: RefSeq, a predicted model, not a curated record
AUGGCCCCGGUGCUCCCGGACGAUGUCAUAGAGGACAUUUUGGCGCGCUUACCAGCCAAGUCGGCGGUCAGGUGCCGCAGCCUCUCCCACGCCUGGGCCGCCAAGCUCUCCUCGGACCACUUCGUCGACCUCCACCUCCACCUCGCCAACCGCCACGGCGCCCCGAGGAUUCUAAUCCUUCAGGACCCGGUCGAUCCCGACGACGAACCCUCGCCCCACGCCUCGCCACGCAGCAGUGCCGCGGCCUCGUCGUCCUCGAGGCCGGCCACCGGCGCGCGGGUGCACUACGUGUUCAACCCAUCCACCGGCCAAUCAGCGGCGCUCCCCGAGGGCCGCUACACGGGCCGCCGCAGCCUCCGUGUCAAGGUUGAGGAGGACCCCGAUGGCCACCACAAGUACGCGAGGGUAGGGAUCGGCUACGACGCGCGCACCCGGAGGCACAAGGUCGUGCGUGUCUACUACCGCGGCUGUGACACCAAGAAGAAACCCCCGGGGUGUGAAGUCUACGUGGUCAACGGCUCCACGGGGCUCUGGAGGCCGGCGUCUGGUGGCGCGCUGGAGAAACCGGCGGGCUGGGUAAACCAGAAUGACACGAGCGUGUUUGCGCAAGGGCACGUGCAUUGGCUCGCCAAGCGCAACCUCGAUUCCCCGCCUGGAGAAUUGUCCAUCGUCUCCUUCUCUCGGCGACGAGAAGUUUGGGACCGUGUCGCCGCCACUCGCCAUGGACGGGAAUUGUCUCCUUAG